AUGUCUGAUAGCCGCCCUUCGAAUGUGCUGCCGACUCUUCAAGUUAGAGUAGUUCAUUUCAUUUGCGAUCUUGGCUGUUUGCAUGUAGUAUCUGUUUGUUGGGGUGUAUUCACUUGCCCUGUGAUCGAUAAUUUGCCAAGUACUUUCUUGGGCGGCGUCAUUAUCCAUAACAUGUUUGUGUGUUUCAGUGAAGACAAUUUUAAUGAAGACGAAGGUUGUGACUAUGUGGGUGGGCAGGAAGGGGGCCAACCGGGGGAGAAGGAUGAAGAAAAUGGCAAAGUAUCGAAAGGUGUGGGGAAUGCAGGGGAUGCCGGUUACCCCCGGCCGAUGGUGGCAGAGAAUUUCUUGGGUAGAGAGGAUACUUAUGUUGCGUACAAGGAGUUUGCAAGAGCGAUGGGAUUUGGAGUUCGAAAGGGGGAUGCGGGCCGUGUUGAUGGGGUUUGGGUUAGGAGAGAUUUUUUCUACCACCGACAAGGGGUACGAUAUCCCAAGCACUAUGACCGACCUGAGCGAGUUAGGAAGGAGCAGUUGGAGAGUCGAACUAACUACAAAGCAAAAUUAAAGAUUUACUAUGAUGUGCAUCGCAGUUUGUGGAAGGUCAGGACCAUCGUUGAUGACCACAACCACGAUCUUGCUGCGGCAAUGUUUUCCUACCUACUUCCUAGUCAUCGGAAGAUGAGAAACAGCGACAAGGCCCAAGUUGAUAGCAUGAAGCAGUUUGGGAUUCCGACGUUCAAAAUAAUGGCCUAUAUGGCUGGUCAGUCCGGUAGGUAUGGCAUGCUUCGAUUCACGAAGCGUUAUUUGUAUAAUUAUGUUCACGGCCAAAGGGCCGCCCGAAUCAGUGAUGGCGAUGCGGCAGCAACCAUAAGUUACCUAGAGGGUAACGCCGAUGCUGACCUGAGGACAGUGGCACAUUACAUGCGCAACGCUGAAAAUUGCUUAGGGAGCUUAUUUUGGGCCGAUGGAAAGAUGGUGUCAGAUUACCAUUUGUUUGGUGAUGUUGUGGCUUUUGAUUCGACGUAUAAGUCUAACAAGUACAAGAAACCGCUUGUAGUAUUCUCCGGCACGAACCAUCACAAGCAGACAACCAUUUUUGGUUUCGCGUUGUUGGAAGACGAGGAAGUUCACAGUUAUCGGUAG
Arachis duranensis is the source of this 1140-nucleotide messenger RNA. Its product is annotated as protein FAR1-RELATED SEQUENCE 5-like. The record is from RefSeq and is a predicted model, not a curated record. NCBI's taxonomy places the organism in Eukaryota, Viridiplantae, Streptophyta, Magnoliopsida, Fabales, Fabaceae. The coding region runs from base 1 to 1140 and encodes 379 amino acids. The transcript has 3 exons.